Messenger RNA from Volvox carteri f. nagariensis, 4536 nucleotides. RefSeq lists its product as uncharacterized. NCBI's taxonomy places the organism in Eukaryota, Viridiplantae, Chlorophyta, Chlorophyceae, Chlamydomonadales, Volvocaceae. The transcript has 21 exons. Bases 1 to 4536 code for a protein of 1511 amino acids. The record is from RefSeq and is a predicted model, not a curated record.
AUGCCACUGCCUCCAGGCCUUGCCCGUGCCAUUACAGACUCCACCAGCCCCGCUGAGGCUUACCCGCCGGCUGAGGUUUUGAGAAAGUUAGAGGUGUACCUCGCAGACCCUCGAAGCACGGACGCGGUGUACGAAGGACUUGUGAACCGGGCAUGCGCGCAACCACUCAACGCACCGCUAGUGGAGAAGGUGGUGGCCCUGCUCAAGGCGUACCUGCUGAAGUACAAGCCGUCCCAGGAUGUCACGCACGGGCUUGCCGAGUUCGCCGCCAGGGUGGGCGAACUGCCGAGGCUGUCUUCGGCAGGGCGCAAGGGGGUGGCAUACGUGCGGUCGUGCCUGCGGGAGCUCAGCGCGGCCGGUGGCCGCACAUUCUGGGGCAGCAGCGUUAGCAGCUCUUUGGGCACUGCAGGCGUUGCAGGCGGGCGGCCUCGGGAGGACUUGCCGCGGCUGGCGACGAAUGGCCUCACGCAGGCUCCACCCAUUAGCCUGGCCACCAUUCACCGUUGUGUGCUUGAUCUGGAGGAACCGGACAUCGGCCGACACAUCGCGGAGUUGCUCGGGGAAGCGCGAGUCGAGAACGCAGCCCACUGCCAGAAGCGUUUGAUGGGGCCCGGGCGCAGCAACUGCAGCCGGCGGCGCCACGGCCGCGACCCCGCGGCCGCGGAGCCGCGCACGGCGGCGGCGCCGCUGCUUAUGGGUGAAGCCGACGUGGCAGUAGUGGUGGAGGCGGUGUGUGGCGUGCGGGCAGCCAGCGCGAUGGCGGCGGUGAUGGGGCCUCUCGCGGUGCGCGAGGCGAAGGCAGCGGAGGAGGCGAAAGCGGCGGCGGCGGCCGCGGCGGCGGCGGCGGCGGGGCAGCCGGAGGGCAUGUGGCAGGCAGCGUUUGAGGAAGACGAGGAGUUCGGCCAGAUCUGCGGCGGCAUUCUGAUGAAGCUGCUGGUCGACAUGUGGCUGCGGUCCGAGCCGCAGGAGUUUUUCAUCGUCGUUCUGCGCAUGCUGUGCCGUGCGCUGCGCAGCACGCAGCCCUCCACCCGCGCGCGCGCCUUUGACGUGCUGUACAACUUGUACAUCCACGGGGCCAUGCUGCGCACCGAGGCAGAGGAGUCAGCGCUGGCUGUUGCGUCGGUGGAGGCGGCCAACGGCCCGAGCGGCCGCUUGCAAAUGCCCUGGCAGGUAUGUGCAUCGGUCCCGGGAGGGGCUCCACUGACACCAGCUCCUUCCGCUGCAGAUCCCUUGCUGACGCCCACCGCUGCUUCUGGUGGCAGCGCUGCCAAGUCGGUUCACCAUCGCGUCUCAUCGCAUAGCCUUGCCCUUCAUAGCAGCACCCUGCUGGACUCCGUCGGGGAGCUUUCCGGUAUGGCUUCGGCGCCAGUGGGCUCGCGCACCGCGUCAAAUGUCUUUGACGAUGGGCCAGCGAAGCCGCCGCAUCACGUGCGGAAAGACACGGGGGAGGUGGUGCGGCUGCCGCCGCCGCCGCCGUCCCCGGCGAUGUCGCCGGGCCGGCAGACGGCGCCGGCAGCGGCAGCGGCGCCUGGUAGCGCGGCGGCCGGCGUCCCGACUGCCGCCAGCGGAGAGUCGGCUACCACGACGGGCGGCGCGGCGAUAGGGUACGAUCGGUGGCUGCGGGCGCUGCUUUUCCGACUUCUGUUUGAGUUGCGACAGAUGGAGGAGACCUCGGGCGAGGUUUGGCGUGCAGCCAUGGGCUGCCUGGCGCAGAUGUGCAGCCAUGGCGGCUACUGGGUCACCGCCUGGGUGCAGCACCUUCCGCCGUCGGCACUGUCCUGCCUGCUGCGUGUCGCCUGCAACUUCAACUGGUCACUGGAGCUGUACGCGCAGCUGCUCAAGUUGGUGCCAUGUGUGCUGGCAAGGCCCGUGGACACGACGGCGCCUCCCGCGGCCGCGGCGGCGGUGCCGCCGCCUCCGGCGGCGGGCCCCGCCGGGGCUGGAGUGAAGAAGCCGCUGAACAGCGCCUUCGCGGCCCCGACCGCACUCAAGUCCGCGGUGGCAGCCGCCGCCGCCGAUGACGCCGCGAUGACGGUGGCGACGCAGCGCGCUGCAGAGGCUGCGGAGGUACGGCGCCGCCUUGGCGAGUUUGGCGGAAUGCAGGAGCUACUGUUCCACUUUGUCCGGGCGCCCACGCCCGACUCGCGCGCGUCGCUGAUGGUUGCACUGGUGCAGUGCUGCGCCGAGGGACCCGGCAGCAGCGGCGGCGGCGGCGGCGGCGGCUGCUCCGCGGGAUCGUCCACGCCUGUGAGCUGCAGCGGCGAGCUGCACGCGCGGGAGCUGCAUGGCGCACGCAGCCCUCGCACCAGCAGCAGCCCAGGCAGCCGGGCGCCGGACAGCGGCGGCGGCGGCAGCGGCAGCGGCCCGGCGGGAGUGUUAUCAGCUUUCCAGGGCCUGCAUCUCGACAGCGUUUGCCUAGCGCUGCGGGCGGCCUUGGAGCGGCCUUGGCAGGGCAUGUCCAGCCGCCUGGCCGACAUCUUGGCCAGCGGAAACAUGGAGCUGGGGGUCGCCGCCAUCAAUCCGCUGUCGCCCACCGCCUCCGUCUCCACAUCCGCCGAGUACCCGCUGUCCGCUGUGCACACACUGCCCGCGGGCGUGGCCUCCCCCAUCGCCGUGCGGGCCCUGCUGCGGCCGUUGUUGGAGAACCUGGAGGCGUGCUGCGUGGAGAGCAUGACCUUACCGCCGGUCGGGGAGCUCCGUAUGCACAUAGACGUCAGCGUGGCGCACAUUGCCGGCAGCGCCAGCGUCGUCGACGCCGCUGCUCUACCGCCAGUGACGGCGGCGUCGGUGGCAGCGGCGUGGCGGCGCUUCAAGGACGUGUGCACAGCUGACAGCUCCCGGGAGGUGGCCAUCCAAUGGCUACACAAGCUUCUGUCCGCGGCUUGCCGCGCCUGCCAAGGUCAGAUUUUGAUGCUCUCCCCGCUUACCCUCAAGACGUCGCCAGAGGCAAGCAAGAUCGCGGCAGCCACAGCGCCCAGCUUGGGCCCGCGUACGUUUUGGAAUACCGCACUCGCCGAUGCGCUGCUGCACGUCGUGCGGGAGGCGCCUAAGGGCUGUGAGCUGCUGAUGACGGCCGUCACCCGCACGGUCGCGGACCUCAAGGCUAUCGCUACGUCUGGGGGCGGCGGUGCCGCAGACGCGGCAGCAGGGUCGCUUUCGCCGCGUUUGGCGGCGGUGGGCGCUGCAGCGGCGACACCGCACGGUCCAGUGGCGGCGGCGGCGGCGGCGGCGGCAGCGGCGGCGGCGGCGGCGGCGGCGGGGGUCAGCGGCGAGGAGGCUGCCCUGGUUGCUUGCCGUCGCGUCAUGUGGUUGUACUACGUGGGGUUGCAGUGGAUGCUGCAAUGCAGCAGUACCGAGGCCCGGAUGCCGACCGUUGUGGGUCUGGCGGACGUGGUCCUGGCGGCGCUGCUUCAACCCGACCCAGCCGCCGUUGCGCUGCAGGCGGCCGCUGCUGCAGCAGCUGGUCCGCUUGCGGGCGAUAAGCCGGCAAGCGGUGGCGGCGCACGCGGCGCAAGCCGCGGCGCCGCAGCUGGCAGUGGCCAGCCGCCGGCGCAACAUCAGCAGUCGCAGUCGCAGUCGCAGCUGUCCUCGGGCCUGCUGCCCCAGGAGCCUGGUGGCGGCAUGCUCAUCUCCCAGAAAUUCUUAGCAGGUUUGCUGGCGAUGGAUCCCGACGCGCUGGCCUGCACGCCGCCAGAGCUGCUGGUCACACUGCUGCAGCAGUGCUCCCAAAGCUUGCACGGCUCCGCGACGUCUACCGCGGUGGCGCGCGGCGGCGGCAGCGGUGCUUCGGGCGCGGCAGCGCCGAAAACGACGGAAAGGCAAGGCGAACAUGCGGGUGACGAAGCCUCUGGGCAGCAGCGUCCCGGCGGCGAGGCGGGUUUCCGCAGCAUGCACCGCGGAUUCCUGGGCCGCCCCUGCAUGGUGAUCGACUUAGCUGCGGUGACGGCGGUCGCAGCGGCGGGCUCUGGAGAUGGCGGCAGCGGCGGCGGCUCCGGGACCGCAUCUUUGCGUGCCAGCGGCGGUGGUGCCGGCGGCGGUGGCGGCGGCGGUGGCUGGGAGGGUACGCUGUAUGGCGCGGCCGUGGGCCCGUGGCAGGACGACUGGCAGGACAGGAGGCUGGCGCUGCUGCUGCUGCUCAUUGCGCGGUGUUCGAUGGAUCCGGAGGCGUUUGCCAAGUAUUCUCUGUCCCAUGUCGUCAAGGCGCAGCUCGGAUGCGAUGACUUGAGGUGUCGGUAUUACGCAGGUGUCUACCUGCUGAAACACUGGAUGCUCAAUCAACAUGACAAGUUCUGGCGCACGCUGCGGCACAUCAUCGGCACGGCGCAGCAGCUCAACGACGAGCGCUUGCUGGACAACCCCUACCUGCAAAUGCGCACCAUGCUCAACGUGGAUCACGUCUACCGGCCAGACUACGACCGGGAUGCUGUUUUUAGAGUACUGCGGGAAAUGUUCGCGAGGUACAACCAGCGCGGGCUUCCGGCAGCAGGGGAUAUUGGUAGUAAGGGAGCGGGGUACUGCCUCUGGGUGGUCGACUAG